UAUUGUACGGUGGCGGCAUGUGCUGCAUAAACAAUGAAGACCAGUCUGUCACUAGUCGCUGUUGCCAGCAGACGUGUUCGUCUUGCGAGCCGUACGUACAGUUUUGUCGGAUUUGAGUCAUAGUCGUUUUAACCAUUACAAAAUUGUCAUUGUUUACAUACCACAUACGGUCGAAUAUACACCUGAUGUACAAUUUUCCUCUUUGGAGUAUGUUACUGUUCCAAUCAAUGAAUCCAAAAUCGAAACCAUUAGUAUGAAUGCGAUGAAAUCAAAUUCAAACAUGAACUGUGAAACAACGAUGGAAAACGCUGAAAAGCUUAAUCAACACAUCAUGAAGGACGAUCUGAUUUUGCUGGCUUCGGAGGAAAAAUCGAGCUUGAGGCGCAGCUGUGGUUUUCUGGAAGACGAAGGUCAUGCGGCUUUAGAUAGUGAUACAAAUCCACUAAACUACGUUCCAAUAAGCAAUGAAAUAAUUUUGGAAGUAUCGUCGUCAAGCUUUGAUGAAGGAAUAGGCUUGAGUAACACUGAAGAAUCAAGUGAUGAUCAAGCGAGUGCCAAAUCCGACUCGCUGACAGCCAACAACUCUGUGAAGAAUCCAGCAGCGAAAGGCUAUCAACGUAAGCAAAGUAAGGAUAAAUUAAAAAACUACAAAUGUGAAAUCUGCCAACAAGUGUUCAUGAUGAAAAAACACCUUCGGGAGCAUCAUGUAAUUGAGCAUCCGGGAGAAAACUGUAACAAAUGUGCCAUAUGUGAAAAAACGUUCAAACUACGGUCGAAUCUUCGGCAGCAUCUUCGUAUCCAUACGGGUGAACGUCCAUUUCGAUGUGACAUUUGCGGCAAGACAUUUGUACAGGGCAGCGCUCUAACUGUCCAUCGGGAAUUACAUAAGGAGCAGCGUGACUAUGAGUGCUCAGUUUGCAAAAAAGCAUUUAAAUCGAAGUUUGCCUUCAAAAAACACGAAAAAGUACACAUUGGACUGCGGCCAUUCAAGUGUGAUGAGUGUGGAAAAUCAUUCACCCAAUCAUGUAACCUGAAAGCACACCAAAAAUUGCAUACAGGAAAUCACGCAUAUCAUUGCACGACCUGUUCAAAGACCUUUCGCUUCAAAUCCCACUACCAAGAUCAUCUAAUGACGCACACCAAGGAGAAAAAAUACUGCUGUGCCCAGUGCGGUCGUACGUUUGCUUACAAAAACUCCUUCCAGCGGCACACCCUAAUCCACCGGGAUGAAGCUCAACACCAGUGUAUGGGAUGCGGGAAACAGUUCAGCAAACUAAGUCACCUCACCUUCCAUUACAAAUCUCAAGGUUGUGCUCGUAAACUAGCACAAGAGGGUGAGGUAGAUAGAGCUUCAAAAAAUCUGACUUGCGACAUUUGUAACAGCGUCUUCGAACGCGACGAUACUUUACUGGCCCAUCGAAACGAGCUGCACAGCUGCGAGGAUAACGUGCACGAAAAGGGACGAUGUCGGUACAAAUGCGUUAUCUGUAGCAAAUCGUUCCAGGAAGAGAAGGAAUUGCGUACCCAUUUCAAGUUGCACGAAGCCGACGAUUGUCCUUUUCAGUGUGGGAUGUGUGGAAUCCUUAAUUUAAACAAUACCUAAAAACCGGUAAGGUUCUCGUUAAAGGGUAUGCUAAUAAAAUGAAGAAGAAUCAGGCCAAAUUUACUGUAUGAUAAGGACUUAUUCUGUGAUAUCUCAGAGUGUAUGAAAAAUAUGUGUUUGUACUGGUCGUUUCGUAUUAAACAGCGAAUAUCUACAAGAUAA
This is a messenger RNA of Anopheles gambiae (African malaria mosquito), 1765 nucleotides long. RefSeq names its product zinc finger protein 160. The transcript is spliced from 3 exons. The coding region runs from base 254 to 1603 and encodes 449 amino acids. Gene Ontology annotation, molecular function: DNA-binding transcription repressor activity, RNA polymerase II-specific. Gene Ontology annotation, biological process: negative regulation of transcription by RNA polymerase II. Lineage: Eukaryota; Metazoa; Arthropoda; Insecta; Diptera; Culicidae. The record is from RefSeq and is a predicted model, not a curated record.